Ipomoea triloba (trilobed morning glory) is the source of this 1857-nucleotide messenger RNA. RefSeq names its product rop guanine nucleotide exchange factor 12-like. The transcript has 7 exons. Gene Ontology annotation, molecular function: guanyl-nucleotide exchange factor activity. Lineage: Eukaryota; Viridiplantae; Streptophyta; Magnoliopsida; Solanales; Convolvulaceae. Bases 130 to 1566 code for a protein of 478 amino acids. The record is from RefSeq and is a predicted model, not a curated record.
UUGCCUCCAUUUUCCCCAUUCCAAUCCCCCCAAAAUAAAUAAAUAAAUAAAAAUAUUUUUCAUCCUCUUCAUGGCUUCCUAAUCCAUAAAUCAUCAAAACCAGCAUCAUCAGCUUGAAUCAUAAAAAACAUGGUUCGAGUUGUGGAAGAAGAAAAGGAGAAUUCCAAAGGAAUGAGUGAAAAUGGAGGAGGAAGCACCAACAGCCCCCCUAAGGCGGCCUCAGACAAACACCCAUCAGACAUAGCUAUGAUGAAGGAGAGGUUUGCAAAGUUACUUCUCGGAGAAGAUAUGUCAGGUGGAGGAAAGGGUGUUUCAUCAGCAUUGGCAUUAUCAAAUGCCAUCACAAAUACAGCAGCUUCUGUGUUUGGAGAAAUAAAGAAAUUAGAGCCAAUGCCGCCCGAAAGGAAGGCGAGAUGGAGAAAGGAAAUUGAUUGGCUUUUAUCUGUCACUGAUUACAUUGUUGAACUUGUUCCUUCCAAACAGAAGCUUAAAGAUGGAACAGUCAUGGAGAUUAUGGUAACAAGGCAGAGAAAUGAUCUACACAUGGACAUUCCUGCGCUUCGCAAGCUAGAUGGAAUGCUUGUUGCCUGUCUUGAUAGCUUUAAAGAUCAAAACGAGUUCUACUAUGCAUCCAAGGAUGAUCCAGACUCGAAAGGAAAGGGCAGGAAAGACGAUAAAUGGUGGUUACCUAUUCCAAAAGUCCCUCCUAAUGGCUUGUCUGAAGCUUCAAAGAAAUGGAUACAAUCUCAGAAGGAAUCAGUAAACCAGGUGCAUAAAGCAGCUAUGGCUAUAAAUGCUCAAGUCCUUGCAGAAAUGGAGAUCCCCGAGAGUUAUAUAGAAUCUCUGCCAAAGAAUGGGAGAGCAAGCCUUGGGGACUCGAUUUAUAGGUGCAUCACGGAUGAAUAUUUCGAUCCAGAUUAUUUUCUGACGUCCAUGGACUUAGCUUCAGAACAUAAAAUCCUAGACCUUAAAGAUAGAAUUGAGGCUUCUGUAGUGAUUUGGAAAAGGAAGAUGAAUGCUAAGAACGAGAAAUCGACUUGGAGCUCUGCUGUGAGUAUUGAGAAAAGAGAGCUGUUUGAAGAGCGAGCAGAGACGAUAUUGCUCAUUCUCAAGCAUCGUUUCCCCGGAAUUCCUCAGUCUUCCCUAGACAUCAGCAAAAUCCAAUAUAACCGAGAUGUGGGGCAUGCAAUUCUGGAGAGCUAUUCGCGAAUAAUUGAAAGCCUGGCAUUCACGGUCUUAUCACGGAUAGAAGAUGUCCUCCACGCGGAUGAACUUGCAACGAAUCCCCCAGAAGGGGAAAAGAAGGGCUGCAGCACUCCAACCGAAUCAGAAGAAGGCGGGGAGAGGGCUUCUGCAGACAGAACAACAUCGAUGACAUUGUUGGAUUUCAUGGGAUGGGGGCUGGAUCAAGCAGAUUGUGACAUGAAGAAAGAAAGUAGCGAAGAGUCGUUGGCCAAAGAAGACGACAUGGCAGCAAAUAAGCCACCGGACAUAGCAGCAGCCAACAAGAAAGGUACCUACGUUGAGACCAUAGGCGGUUUUGGAAGUCCCAUAGCACGCCACUAAACACCGAUUCAACCUCAAGCUCAGACGGAUCAAAUUAAACCCCAACUGCCACUUCACUCGGUAAUAUAAUCCAUUUUGUAAGUAGUGAAAGUUAGUAGAUUUACUUGGUGCAAAGUGGUUUUUGGGACAUGAUUGAUUGAAGCCAACCUUCUUCCAAAACCUUCAAUUUAUUAUACUUUGGAGUACUGGAAUAGUACGUGUAUGGUCUUUGAGAACUCGGGGUUGUACUGAUUAUAUAUACUUCCACUACUACUUCAAUUGGUAGAAUGAGAAAUUCCUUUGACAACCUAA